This is a messenger RNA of Striga hermonthica, 1326 nucleotides long. The record is from the annotation of a GenBank genome assembly. Lineage: Eukaryota; Viridiplantae; Streptophyta; Magnoliopsida; Lamiales; Orobanchaceae.
AUGCUGCAGAUUCGGCUGAGUAAACCAGUUAGUGAAAGCGGUACAAAUGUAAAACCUGUGUCUGUAGAAACUGUCACGGUUGCAUGUCCCGAUCAUCUUGUCUUAGCCGAUCUUCCUGUGGCCAAAAGUCUCGGUUCUCCAUGUUCGGCUGCUGUUAUCAAGAAUGUUGGUCGGAGGUCCCGUCGGCAGCUUGGUGAGCGCGUUCAUUUUUGUGUCCGGUGUGACUUCCCGAUUGCUAUCUAUGGGCGUUUGAGCCCCUGUGAGCAUGCCUUCUGUUUGGACUGUGCUAGAAGCGAUUCCCUUUGCUACCUAUGUGACGAACGUGUUCAAAAGAUUCAAACUAUCAAAAUGAUGGAAGGAUUAUUCAUAUGCGCUGCACCUCACUGCCUCAAGUCCUUCUUGAAGAGAACUGAAUUCGAGUCACACAUCCGUGGGGCCCACGCUGACCUCAUUAACCCGAACUGGGAAAAGGAAGUGAAUGAGUCAUCAGAGGCCAUAAGCUCCCGGAAAGCCUCGGCUUCUGAGACUACAGUUCAGGCACCUUUAAAGCCGGUGUUUUCUCCCCAUUUGAAUUUUCAGGUUAACGAUCGUGAAGACAAAAACCAGCAGCGUCCUCCGAAUAGGGACCCAUCGCUUUCCAGGCCCGUCAUGCAGCUGAGGCCCGUGCCAAAUUUUUCCGGUCAAGGCCCAAAUCAUCUGUCAGAACAACAACAUCCUGAGACUAGUAAUCAAUUGCAUGGGUUUGAUACAGAUGCUACACAAAACCGUCAGGACUCGGUUAAUCCAAAUUCAGCUAUGCCUGCUCCCCAGCAAUUUGUUUUCCCUGCCAAUUCAUCCAACGGUGGAAAGAAGUUCUUUGGUGCUCCAUAUGAGAUGGCAAAACCGAAUUCCACCCAAGACCCUGGGCCAGGACAGGGCUCGAUGCUGGGCUUCUCUCCACGGCCUGCUGGGCCCAUUACCUUCCCGCCAAAUUAUCCUCAGCCGUGGAACAUGGGCCCUGGUUCCGUGCCUCUGGAGCCUCCUCUGGUGACUCAGGGGCCCACAGAUGGGUUCGUGAAUACCGGCCCACAAGGCAGAGGAUUCUUUCAGGGUGAUUUCGGGCAGAAUACGGGUAUUAUGCCGUUAAGCGCCCCUCAACUGGCGGCAAAUACAAGUGUGGAGCAGGGGCAAGGUAGGAAUUUUGUGGACCCUAUGGACGGGAAAAAAAUUCCUCUGCCGCCAUCUCAGCUGGCUCAGAUGCAAAGAGGGAGGUCGUUUUCCAGCGAUGGCAAUAGUAGUAAUAUUAGCAAUCACGAUGCGCCACCCGGGUUCGAGUGGCCUUGCUGA